CGAGACAGAAGGACGUCGCACAGGACUUGUCUGUCAUCCAUCCAUAAGGCUGCCACAGGAACAACAGCACAUCGCACCCCCGCCUUGGCAGGACGUGUUGCAGGGUGUCGUUGCACCGCUGAGUUUGUCUGUCAUCCAUCCAUCUGGGCGGGAAGCAGGGCAGGAAGCACAUAGCUCCGCUGCCUUGGCAGUCAUCCAUCCAUAUCGGCAACCUCCAGCACAACAGCACGUCGCUCUGCUGCCUUGGCAG
Messenger RNA from Closterium sp. Naga37s-1, 250 nucleotides. The record is from the annotation of a GenBank genome assembly. NCBI's taxonomy places the organism in Eukaryota, Viridiplantae, Streptophyta, Zygnematophyceae, Desmidiales, Closteriaceae.